Molecule: messenger RNA, 1065 nt
Organism: Thelazia callipaeda (thelaziosis nematode)
Lineage: Eukaryota; Metazoa; Nematoda; Chromadorea; Rhabditida; Thelaziidae
Source: the annotation of a GenBank genome assembly
AUGGUUUUCCGUUUUUCUGCGACGAUUACUUUCCUGAUAUAUUGUGCACUGAGUGCGAAAAUACUUCAAAUAACUGAUAUACAUCUUGAUGUGGACUACAGCGUUAGAGGUGAUUCAAAGGAAAUGUGUCAUGAGAAAAGUAUGAAAAUCACUGCAAAUUUGGGACGAUUUGGGGAUUACAUGUGUGAUUCACCUGAUGUUUGUAAUUUUCGUAUAAUUUUUGAUCUUAAUGAAAAGAAUUUGCUUGAACAUUUGAUGGCAAAUGCUUCGAAAAUCAUAGCAAAUCCUGAUUUAUUGCUUCUUUCUGGUGAUUUUGUGCCACAUAUUGAAGAAUAUGACUUUAAUUAUGUACGUAAUGCACUAGAAAUAAUCACAAAUUAUACUAUGAAAUAUUAUCCAAACACAACGAUCAUUCCACUGCUGGGCAACCACGAUGCAGUACCUCCUAAUGCUUUACCUGAUCAUGAUGGUACUAUAUAUGAAAUUGCUUACAGUUUAUGGAAACAGUGGAUUGGAGAAGAAAAUGCAAUGUGUAGGUAUUUGAUUUGUGUUCAGGAAACAUUUCUGAAAGGUGGUUAUUACAAAUAUGAAUGGAAUGAUAAAGCUAUUAUUGCUGUUUUGAAUACGAAUUUAUAUUAUCGUUUCAACCCGGCCAUCAAAAAUUUCAAGAAUAAAACUGAUCCUGCUGGGCAGUUUGCUUUUCUCAAUCAUAUUCUGAUGAGUGCUGAAAAAGCUAAAAAAAAGGUCCAUAUAGUUGCGCAUAUCGCUCCAGGAGUUUUCGAAAAAUCACCGUACAUUAGUUGGAUGGAACCGGAAUAUAACCAGCAUUUAAUUGAUAUCACUAUUAAGUUUGCUAAUACAAUAGGUUGGAUGUUAUUUGGUCACCAUCACUCAGAUACUUUUCAUAUAGUCACGGAUUUUGAAGGAAAGCCAGUUCAAAUUUACUUAAUGGCACCGUCUGUCACACCUUGGUUCAGCAGUUUACCUGGAGCAGGUUCUAUAAAUCCAUCAUUCCGUGUUUACAUCAUGGAUGAUGGCACUCAGCAACUUAUUGAUGCAGUGUAA